Diospyros lotus (date-plum) is the source of this 1070-nucleotide messenger RNA. RefSeq names its product expansin-like B1. The coding region runs from base 94 to 846 and encodes 250 amino acids. The transcript has 4 exons. Gene Ontology annotation, cellular component: extracellular region. The record is from RefSeq and is a predicted model, not a curated record. Lineage: Eukaryota; Viridiplantae; Streptophyta; Magnoliopsida; Ericales; Ebenaceae.
UACGUGAGCUUCCCAUCCCAAAACUCUCUCUUUAUUCAUUUUCUUAUGAGACAAUAGCUCUCUUUGCACUGUGGUUUUUUGAUCUAGACAACAAUGGGUUUUGCAGCUAAGAGCUAUUGCUCACUUCUUUGCAUGUCGGUUCUUUUGACCACAAUCUGUUACUCCCAGGAUGGUUAUGUGUCCUCUAGAGCAACCUAUUAUGGCAGUCCUGAUUGCUUAGGAACUCCAAGUGGGGCUUGCGGGUAUGGUGAAUUUGGACGAAGAGUAAAUGAUGCUAACGUGGCAGGGGUUUCCAGGCUAUAUAGGAAUGGAUCUGGCUGUGGUGCAUGCUAUCAGGUUAGAUGCAAGAUACCCAAACUUUGCUGUGAUGAUGGAGUGAAGGUAGUGGCCACAGAUUAUGGCGAAGGAGAUAAGACAGACUUCAUCCUCAGCACUCGUGCCUAUGCAAGAUUGGCUGUUCCAAACGCAGCCUUGGAGUUGUUUUCUUAUGGUGUCGUUGACAUUGAAUACCAAAGAAUUCCAUGCCAGUACCCAGGUUACAACCUCAAGGUCAAGGUUCACGAGAACAGCAAGUUCUCGGUGUACCUGGCUGUGGUUGUAUUGUACCAAGCUGGCAUAUAUGAUAUCACUGCUGUGGAUGUGUGGCAGGCGGAUUGCCAACAAUGGAGGUGCAUGAGGAGGGCCUUCGGUACAGUAUGGGACCUGUCCGACCCACCAUCAGGUCCACUUACAUUCAGGGCCCAAGUGAGUGGCAGCGGAGGCACAAAAUGGGUGCAGAUGACUAAUGUUGUUCCUAGUGAAUGGAAGGCUGGGGUUGUGUAUGACACAGCCAUUCAGCUAUCUUAAACAAACCCCUACUCUGCAAACUCCCUAUCCUUAUAUAUAGAAUAAUUAUCAAAAUGUUGUAGACAAGCUGCUAGUUGCAUAUUAGGUAUUAAUUCCUAGUAGUUUGUGUGUUUGGUCUCUAGACUAGAGCUAGUAUUCUGCAGCUUUCUCAACAAUGGGUUGGUUUGUACUAUGUUGAAGGAUAAAAGUUUGCUUAUCAAAUCUCUAAAUCAAUGGUUGUAUGA